This is a messenger RNA of Trypanosoma brucei brucei TREU927, 3288 nucleotides long. RefSeq names its product kinesin, putative. Gene Ontology annotation, molecular function: ATP binding; microtubule motor activity; microtubule binding. The record is from RefSeq and is a predicted model, not a curated record. Gene Ontology annotation, biological process: microtubule-based movement; mitotic spindle organization. Bases 1 to 3288 code for a protein of 1095 amino acids. The transcript has a single exon. NCBI's taxonomy places the organism in Eukaryota, Euglenozoa, Kinetoplastea, Trypanosomatida, Trypanosomatidae.
AUGUGUGACCGUCUAAAUACAAUGUCUAUCAUUUCUCCCAGAUCAGCAGCUCCCAGCUCGGGGAGGAGACUUUCGGCGUCACGUCGGGGUCAAGAUCGAGAAUAUCGUCGGACGAACUCCUCGCGCUCCGUUUUAUCCCAAAGGCAGAAACUUAGUGAUUCCAUUCACGGCACUGGAAAUGCCAUGGAUGUAUACGUGCGUGUACGACCAUUUAGUGAGCGAGAAUUAUCCAUGAACGCGCCGCAGCAUAGCACGGUGCGCAUUGAAGUAGACAAUCCGUGCGUUCUUACGCUUUUGGACCCACAGAAGGACUUCAAACCCCGCCAAUCCUACAGUUUUACACGCUGCUUUUGGUCCGUUCUUGAGAGCGACAGUGCAGACUGUGGGAACGCUGGAGAUAUAUUAAGCGCUAUAGGAACUUAUAUUGACCGACGCGUAGCCUCUCCUCGCUCGAACCGCCAGCGUCAAGCAACUGGAAAUUCGUCCCGUUCUCACUCUGCACGUGGAAAGGGAAGCGGUGACUUCUCCGGAUUUGUUGAAACAUCGGGAUCCAAUGCGGCGUUGCUAACUGUCAACACUGUUCCGCAUCCCCCGUAUAGCUCACAGGCAGAUGUCUAUAACGAGGUUGGUAGGCCUCUAUUAGAGAAUUCAUUGUUAGGAUACAAUGGCUGUAUCUUUGCAUACGGGCAAACAGGUAGCGGCAAGACCUUUACUAUGCUGGGCUACACGCCAAAAGCCAGUGAUUUCCGAAGGUCCAGUCGUCGACAGCAAAUUUCUAUCGAUGAAGCUGAUGGGGAGCAUUUGUUUAAUUCAUCUAGUCCCAGACGGACGGCAACUCCACUGACCAGUAAUCGUCUUCGCCGGACCUCGUGGAAAAGCAAUAUGGUUAGCCCACGAGACACGCGGAGUCUCAGUGGUACAUUCCGGGUGGAAGCAGAGCAGUCUGGUGCCGGGGACGACAACAAGCCGUCGGUUGAUCCGAAUGAACUACAGGGGAUUAUUCCCCGCAUUACCAGGGAUCUUUUUCAAGGGUUACAUGAGGUGCGUCAUCGAGAAGCCUCUCAUUCUUUUCGUGUGGAGUUGGAGUUCUAUGAAAUAUACAAUGAGAAGGUGUAUGACCUUAUAAACCCGCAAAAGGAUGCUGACCUAAAGAUUCGCCAGAACCCACUCACAGGUCCCUACGUAGAGGGACUUUCUUCAUUAGUCGUUGUUAACGAGGUACAGGUGGCUGAAGUAAUUAAUAGGGGAAGCGUUGAUCGUCACACCUCUUGCACUAGAAUGAAUGAUCGCAGCAGCCGCAGUCACGCCAUCAUUACAAUUAAUAUUCUGCAGCUUUCGCUCGACGGGAAGAACAGCAGCUGUCAAAAGCGUAGUAAGCUCAAUCUGGUUGAUCUUGCUGGAUCGGAGCGUAUUGGCGCGACUGGGGUGGAGGGUUUGCACUUCAAGGAAUCCACGAAGAUUAACUUGUCACUCACUACGUUGGGUCGAGUCAUUGAUUGUCUAGCUGAGCUUUCGCAGUCAAAGGUUCCUUCUGUGACUGCUCCCUAUCGCGACUCCAACCUCACAUGGCUACUGAUGGAUUCGUUGGGCGGAAACAGCAAGACAUCGAUGGUGGCUACUAUUUCACCCCACUGUAGCAAUUUUGAGGAGAUGCGACAGACAAUUCGUUACGCCUCUCGUGCCAGGCAGAUCGUCAACGUUGCUGUAGUGAAUGAAGACCCACAUGUGCGUCAGAUCAAUAUGCUCACCAAUGAAGUAGAGAACCUCAAGAAGGUAAUUCGCGAAAAUGGAAUGAACGAGUUUACCCGCGACUACGUAAUUGACUUACGGCAACGCUACAGCGACUUAGAGAAGCGUUGUGUGGAACAGCAGUUGUCCCUGGUGCAACUACGUGCGGAAAUAGAGGAGAAUACAACUUACAACCGCCAAGAUGAACCCACUCCAGUGUCUGGAAGAGCCACGCGAGUGUUCCGCGCGGAUUUGAAUGGACGACGGACGCGAAACAAUGUAAACGGAGACGAGGCAGAUGCCUUAACUGUUUCGCCUCGAGUACCGGAAUCAAGGAGAUCUGCAGCUGCUGCGUGGCCCACCCCUCCCAAAUCGUCCCCGUGCAAUAACACUUCAAGGAACUCCAAUGCUGAGGUCACGGCGGAACUGCGAACUCAAAUAAAAAGACUCAAAGACGAGCUGAAUACGGUGCGAGUGGACAGUUGCCUCCAGCAGUAUCACGUCAAGGAAUUUGCGCUUUCCUACACAACUGCCGUUUCUAACGCCAUUUGUGAUACUGUCAUAAAGAAGAACAAGGAAUUUUUGGAUCAAGCAACUCUGUUGUUUGGCACUCGAGCUGGCAGGAGGGACCCGCACCUCCGUCCUCUAAGCAGGACUCCGCGUCGGGAUGUAGAUGAUUCCAAGAAAGUUCCCGAUUGCAGGUCCUGGCGGCCCGCUGAUAAGGCUGAGAAUGAUAGUCGUUGCGUGACGCCAAGCCGCGCCGGAAAGGCUAAACGGGGGGACCCCGAUGCUGCGUUGGCGAUUGAAUGCGCCAAAUACCAGACAGAGCUGCAGCGGGUUCGCGAUGAACUGGGCUCAGCGAUUGUGGAAAGUCAACGGACUUCGGAGGUUCUUAGGCGGCUUCAGUACGAAAGAGAAGAUCUGAAGCGGAAGAAUGAGGAAAUAAGCUCCAAAUACGAGGAAAAAGACAGAGAAGUUCGCCAGUUAAAACGUCUCUUAGAGAGUGGAGCAAGGAGCCGUGAAGAGGGUGAAGGUGGCGUUGGGAGCGCCACCGAUUGGAAAAAACAAGCUGAUGAAGAGUUGAACUGCUUACGCGCUGCAUUGCAAAAAAUAUGCGAGGAACACAGUCGUGUGGAGCAACAGCACCAAGCAGAAAUUCAUAGCCUUAUUAGCCAGCAAGACCGAUUGUUUAAUAUUAGCAGCAGCCUUUUGGCCAACUGGGAAAGUCGUUCCGCCGCUCUAGAUUCCUCCUUUGCACAGCUUCGAGCUCUCCUGCACAAUAAGGAAUAUCAGAGCCAGCACCAACGAUUACGAGACAGCAUGUUAGAGCGCAGAAAUUACUCUGCAGAAGUUGCCGCCGUGGAUGAGCGCAAACGGCGUGACACGCAGCGGCUCCGUGAAAUUAUGGAACAGCUAAAGCAGAACCAGAAGGAUAGUAAGGCGAGCAUUCAAAAAUUUGAAGAGGACGUCAGGCAACACUUCUCUGGUGUUAGAACAGCUAGGGAAGGUAACGGAGGUGAAUCUUCAUUCGCUAAUCCGCACUCUUCACGGCCACGCUGA